AUGGAGCCCCUGGGGCUGGAGCCGGAGGGGGCCGUUCCCUCGCAGCAAGCCCCGCCGCAGCCCAUUCGAUUCGGCAUCGACCAGAUCCUGGGGGGGCCGCAGACGCACCAGCUCCAGACCAGCGCGUGCCUGGCCGCCGUCGGGGAGCAGCGGGGCGACUCGGAGGGGGCGCUUUUCGGAGGCGCCUACGGGGCGGACUGCAGCCUGUCCUGCCGCCGGGGGGACUAUGGGCUCCCGGGGGCCCCGGCGGGCAGCGGCGGAGUGAUCCGAGUCCCCGCUCACAGGCCGGUAGCCCUCACCGCCCUCCAGCCUCCGCCGGGGGGAGCCGGCAUCACCUUUCCUUGGGGGGAGAGCGGCGGCGGCAGGCUGGCCAAGGAGCGCCUGGCAGCCGCGCUCCCGUCCCUGGGCGCGGGGGCGCGGCGGGUGGGCCACCCCUACCAGAACCGGACGCCGCCCAAGCGCAAGAAGCCGCGCACGUCCUUCUCGCGAGCGCAGACCUGCGAGCUGGAGAAGCGCUUCUACCGGCAGAAGUACCUGGCCUCCGCCGAGAGGGCCGCGCUGGCCAAGGCCCUCAAGAUGACCGACGCCCAAGUCAAGACCUGGUUCCAGAACCGCCGCACCAAGUGGCGGCGGCAGACGGCCGAGGAGCGCGAGGCGGAGCGCCAGCAGGCCCACCGGCUGGUUCUGCACCUGCAGCAGGAGGCCUUCCAGAAGCGGCUGGGCCCGCCGCGGCAGCAGGACCCGCUCUGCCUGCACAACGCCUCCCUCUACGCCCUGCAGAACCUGCAGCCCUGGGCCGAGGAGAACCCCCCCGCCGCCACCGCCUCCGGGGCAGCCGGGCUCGUGUGAGAAGGAAGCCAGCACCCCCC
Molecule: messenger RNA, 869 nt
Organism: Sphaerodactylus townsendi
Lineage: Eukaryota; Metazoa; Chordata; Lepidosauria; Squamata; Sphaerodactylidae
Gene: TLX2
Product: T cell leukemia homeobox 2
Exons: 3
Coding region: 1-849 (282 amino acids)
Biological process (GO): animal organ development; regulation of transcription by RNA polymerase II
Cellular component (GO): nucleus
Molecular function (GO): RNA polymerase II cis-regulatory region sequence-specific DNA binding; DNA-binding transcription factor activity, RNA polymerase II-specific
Source: RefSeq, a predicted model, not a curated record